AUGUUCUAUAUAAACCCACACCUUGAAUCACUUAUACUCACUCACCAAGCAAAAGCAAAAGCAAAUUUCAAUCCAUUCCCUAGAGAAGCAAUGGCAAGCUUGAGAGUUUCUUGUGUAGUUGCUUUGAUCUGCAUGGUGGUUGUUAGUGCACCCAUGGCAGAGGCUGCAAUCUCGUGCGGAGCAGUAACUGGUGCCAUUGCUCCAUGCUUUGCUUAUCUUAAGGGUGCUCCUGCUCCUUCACUGCAAUGCUGUGCUGGAGUGAGGAGACUUAAUGGGUCGGCCCAAACUAUCGCCGACCGUAAGGCUGUUUGCAACUGCUUGAAAAGUGGUGCUGGUUCCGUUCCUGGUUUGAAGUCCGGCAAUGUUGCUGCUCUCCCGGGCAAAUGUGGUGUUAGACUUCCUUUCGCGAUUAGCCCCUCUACCAACUGUAAUGCCAUCAGUUUCUAAAAAUAGUGUGGAUGAGAGGAAGAAGCAGAUAGCAUGGCACUUCUUUCUAUUGCAGUAUUACCAGCACUAGCUGUGGAGUUAACUAAUGAGAAUAAAGGAAGGGCAACGAGGGCUCCACUUUUGCGAGUUUCCUCGGCUUCUAUCUGAAUUUGGUCUAUAAUUGUAUUGCACAAUGAAUUUUUUUUUUCUCAAUUUGAAUGUUGCAUUUGUGAUAAAGAUAUAUGAUAUAUUAUUCCAUGCUA
Messenger RNA from Lathyrus oleraceus (garden pea), 689 nucleotides. RefSeq names its product non-specific lipid-transfer protein 1. The record is from RefSeq and is a predicted model, not a curated record. Gene Ontology annotation, molecular function: lipid binding. Bases 1 to 447 code for a protein of 148 amino acids. NCBI's taxonomy places the organism in Eukaryota, Viridiplantae, Streptophyta, Magnoliopsida, Fabales, Fabaceae. The transcript has 2 exons. Gene Ontology annotation, biological process: lipid transport.